This is a messenger RNA of Anopheles stephensi (Asian malaria mosquito), 1925 nucleotides long. Its product is annotated as probable cytochrome P450 6g2. Gene Ontology annotation, molecular function: heme binding; iron ion binding; oxidoreductase activity, acting on paired donors, with incorporation or reduction of molecular oxygen. The record is from RefSeq and is a predicted model, not a curated record. The transcript is spliced from 5 exons. Bases 340 to 1893 code for a protein of 517 amino acids. NCBI's taxonomy places the organism in Eukaryota, Metazoa, Arthropoda, Insecta, Diptera, Culicidae.
CCAAACAAGGUGAAUCCGGUCAUGUCGUCAACGGUGGAUUAGAUUGGAGCACCGAUAAGCCAUUCAACAAUCAGGCCCCGAUAACUUACCCCCGAUGUACUUGAAUGCACUAACGAGUUUCACAGCAGCAAAGACUUGGAACCUAAUUGUCCUGUUAGAGUCACAUGCAUACAAUGGAGCUGUCAGUGAAUUUCGGGGCCACGGUUUAACGUUAUCAGCCCAAUCGACAAUAAUUCGUCACAUAUCUCGUUGUGGCGUUCCACCCUAAUCGGUCCCAGCCGCUGCUUCAGAGUAAGGUCGAUCAGUUCAUUAGACAGGCCGGCCAGUGUCACGGUAAUCAUGCAGCUGGAAGUGGGCGAUAUCUUGUGGACGGUCGCCAUACUGCUGACCGUUCUGGUCGGUUGGCGAAAGCACAACUACUGGAACAGGGUUGGCGUACCGUACAUACCGGAGAUCCCGGUGAUCGGUAACUUUAGCACGAUCUUCCUGCAGCGCCACUCGAACUUUGAGUAUAUCGAGCACAUCUACCAUCACGCCCGUACGCGGACGAGCGAUUUUUUCGGCGUUAACAUCUUCACCCGGCCGGCACUGGUGUUGCGCAGUCCGGAGCUCAUCAAACGGUUAACAUGUACCGAUGCGAACCGGUUCAUCAAUCGGCAGAUGUGUGCGGAUCGAUUUCACGACCUGGUCGGGUACUACAAUCUGAUCAUGAUCCGGGACCCGCUGUGGAAGCAGCUGCGUGGGUUGCUUUCACCGUCCGUUACGAGUGCGAAGUUGAAGCGCAUGCAACCACUUAUCGAGCAGGUCGGUGCAGACAUGGUGGCGUCACUCGACGCACUGCCAGCGGUACGGGGGAACGUUCGUGAGACGGAAUUUAAAGAGCUGUGCGCCCGGUUCACCACCGACGUGAUUGCGAGCACCUUCUUCGGCAUGCAGGCCAACUGUCUGAAGGAUGAGCAUUCCGAGUUCCGGUACUAUGGGCGGAAGAUUUUUGACUAUGGACCGGCCCGCGGUUUGACGAUGGCAUCGUUCUUCUUUAUGCCCGAGCUGGUGCCCUACCUGCGCUUGAAGCUGUUCCCCCGCGACACGGAAGCAUUUCUGAAGACCAUCAUCGAGCAGGAGAUCGCUAGGCGUGAGCGGACGGGUGAAAGCCGGGGCGAUUUCAUCGAUUCGAUGAUUGCGCUGAAAAACAAUAAUGCCACGCUUGGGGUGACGGAGAAGAUACCACUGAAAGGUGACAUACUGGUGGCGCAGGCGGCAACCUUCUAUAUGGCCAGCUUCGAAACGACCUCUUCGGUGCUGUCGUUUGCUCUGUACGAGUUGACGAAGAAUCCACAAAUACAAGCUCAACUGAGGGAAGAAAUUCGUCUAAUUGUCCGUAAAUAUGGACAGGACAUUCCCUACGAAGCGUAUGCGAAUGAGAUGCCCUACCUAGGCAUGGUCAUUUCGGAAACGGCUCGCCUUUAUCCCGUUUUGCCAUUCAUCGAGCGACAGUGUACACUGCCAGAGGGUAGUACGGGCUACAAGCUGGAACCGUUCCACGACUACGUUAUCCCCAAUCACAUGCCAGUGUUGAUUCCCAUCUACGCAAUCCAUCGAGAUCCAAAGUAUUUCCCCGACCCGGAACGGUUCAAUCCGGAACGAUUCGCGAAAGAGAACCUGGACCAAAUACAACCCUGCACGUACAUGCCGUUCGGCGUUGGACCACGCACCUGCCUCGGAUCCCAUUUCGGAACGUUGCAAAUCAAGAUAGCCCUCAUGAAGCUGCUCUCCCACUAUCGUAUCGAUCGAUCGCCGUCCACGCCGGAACGGUUAACCUACCGCAAGAACGCUUUCACGCUGAACUCCAACGAAGGACUUUACGCCGACCUUGUCCAGGAUGUUUUGAAAUAGUGUGGGAAUAAACCAGGUUGAUGAAAAACAAA